UUUCAGAGGUCGCAUGGGUACAGCGAAAACAUUUCGGCCUACACAUUUUUACUCUAAAAUAAUUUAACAAAUUAUAAAUAAAUUCCGGCCUACUUUAAAUUGUAUUAUUACUCCAUUAUCCAUUUCUCAGUCACAUAAUCACAGUUUUAAGAAACGUCUCUUCAAAAAUGUUAACAACCCAAAUUUGAUAAUCGCUUUCCAGAAAAAAAUACCUCCGAAAAUGGAAUCAUUCGAAUCAGCUCUUCCCUACGUGUUAAUCGGGUGCAUUUUCUAUGCAUUUGGUUUGAAAUGGUGCUGCGAGUACGCGAAAUUUUGGGUGACACCGAAACGCAAUGAGGAAAACGAGCCGUCAAAGUCACGGAGGAUCGCUCGCUAUUGCGAAAAACUUUUCAUAAAUCACCCAAUAGAAGGGAGUCUGAAACUGAUCGCCACUGCAGUUGGUCUAGUCGGAACAAUGAUCGGCGGACUACCUGACAAUGUAACAGUAUCACCAAAAGUUGUCCACGCAACAAUUUAUUUAUUUUUCGCAUUUUCCGGCCUAGUCGAUGUCCUGACAUUUUAUUUUCCUCGGAACGUAACAAACAGUUUGGCGCAUCUAGCCCUCGCCCAGAGUUUUUUCGUAGAGGGUUUCCUGUUUGUGUGGGCGAGCCCGACUACAAAUAUGGCCAACGGAAUACUCGCUGGGAUAGUUUGGAUGACCUCGUUCACGGUACUACUGGAAAUCGUAUGGCCAGAUCUUAAAAUUCUACGAGGAUUCACGACUGUUCUGCACGGCGGAUGGAUCGCACACAUGGUCAGAACGUAUCCCGUGGAAAUUUUUUCACCUGAGCGUGUGGCGCUCGCGUUUUCUUGGCACAUCGCUACAGCUUUUGGAGUAACUCUCUGCAUCGUCGCUGUUACUCGCAGCUGCAUACCGAGAGUCGCUGAGGAACCACCGGAAAUUCCUAUUUAUGACUAUUGCCAUGAUCCCCAUCAUGACAUUUAAAUGACUAAAUUUAUUUUAAAAUUUUUACGAUCCUGAAGUUAGCAGACAAUUAAAAAUUUUUUGAUUUUUUUAGGACAAUUAAAUUGGAAGAAAAAAAAAACUAAAAAUAUGCACAUUUAGAAAAUUAAAAAACUAUAAGUGUAAUUUUUUCAAAUAUUUUUUUCCUUAUAAUUUAUCGUUUUGAAUAAAUUUAAAAAAUCAUCAGACGUUGGCUAACUUCAGUAUCAUAAAUUUUUCUAGUGCUAUUUAUUUUUACACUUGACAUGACUGAUUACUAUAUUUUAGAUUAAUUAUUUUACUGUACGUAGAUUAGUGAUAUUUCAAGUGCCAAAAGAGUCGCAGAAAUUUUUCAGAUCAGGGUAUUUUUUUGUAGACUUUAUUGUUGAUUUAAAUAUUGUGCCUUCUAAUGGAAAAACUUUUUAUCAUUUUUUUACAGACGAAAAUUAUUUUUGGAAAUUUUGUAAUUGAAAAAAUUUUGAUAACUCUUUUUUAUUCGCUAUAAAUAAAAAAAAUUUUGACUUUUAUAUCAAAUAGAAUUAUGUGUCUGAAGAUCGGAACGUUUUUCACGAGACAAAAAUAAAAAAAUAAAAUGAAAAAUAAAAAUUCUACUAGAUCUAAAUUUCUGAAGUGUUUCGCACGUCAGCAAAAAUUAAGCAGUAAAACGACACAAUUUUUUUUUCAUUUUCGUUGGCCGAAAAACGUUCCGGUCUUCAGGUACAUGGAAUUUAAAUAUAUUUAGUAAUCUAACCAACACUGAAAUUUUAUGUUACUAAAUUUUUUUCUACUAGUUUUUGACUGUCAACAAUCGAGGAUUUUGCAAAUUAAAUAUAUGCAAUUACUCCAAUUUUAAUUAUUGAAAAAUUAAAACUGAUGCAGUCCCGGCUUUCAAUUCCUCUGAUCAAAAUUUCCUGAGGAAAUACAAAGAAAAAUCUAAUGCCGGCCCACGCUAAUAAAUUUUUUAUGCUGUCAUAUAAUUAGACUCAGAAAAAUCUUAAAACAACGGA
Molecule: messenger RNA, 1989 nt
Organism: Microplitis mediator
Lineage: Eukaryota; Metazoa; Arthropoda; Insecta; Hymenoptera; Braconidae
Product: transmembrane protein 45B-like
Exons: 2
Coding region: 221-985 (254 amino acids)
Source: RefSeq, a predicted model, not a curated record